AUGUUCGCGACACGGAGAGCCACGCAAGCUGCCUUCGGCGCAUUGCAGUCGAGGUCCUUCUCCGCAACAGCCGCCAAUGCAACAAAGGUCGCCGUUCUAGGUGCUGCCGGUGGCAUUGGCCAGCCUCUCUCCCUUCUCCUCAAGCUCAACCCCAGAGUCAGCGAACUCGCGCUGUACGACAUCAAGGGCGCCCCGGGUGUCGCCGCCGACAUUUCGCACAUAAACACCAAGAGCAUUGUCAAAGGCUACGAGCCGGGAGCGGAGGGCAUUAAGGAAUGCUUGACAGGCGCUCAGAUCGUGCUCAUUCCGGCUGGCGUACCUCGCAAGCCCGGCAUGACUCGCGAUGACUUGUUCAACACCAACGCUUCUAUCGUACGCGACCUCGCCAAGGCCGCCGCCGAUGCCUGCCCAGACGCCAACAUGCUCAUCAUCUCAAACCCGGUCAACAGCACCGUCCCGAUCACUGCGGAAAUCUUCAAGAGCAAGGGUGUCUACAACCCCAAGCGCCUCUUCGGUGUGACCACCCUCGACGUCGUCCGCGCCAGCCGGUUCAUCAGCCAGCUCAAGAACACCGAUCCAGCAAACGAGAACAUUACUGUGGUUGGCGGUCACUCUGGCGCCACCAUUGUCCCGCUUCUCAGCCAGGCCGGCUACAGCCUCGAGGGCAGCGAGCGUGACGAAUACGUCAAGCGUGUGCAGUUCGGCGGUGAUGAGGUCGUGCAAGCCAAGGGCGGUGCUGGAUCAGCUACCCUCUCCAUGGCCAUGGCCGGUGCACGCUUCGCCGAGUCUCUGCUCAAGGCGGCCCAGGGCCAGAGUGGCGUCAUUGAGCCUACGUUCGUCGAUUCGCCAUUGUACAAGGAUCAAGGAGUCACCUACUUCGCCUCGAACGUCGAGCUUGGCCCGAAUGGCGUGGAGAAGAUCCACCCUGUUGGCAACCUCACGGACUACGAGCAGCAGCUUUUGGAUGUCUGCUUGAAGGAUCUCAAGGGCAACAUCGAGAAGGGCCAGAAGUGGGCACAGGAGAACCCAGGCAAUUAG
Messenger RNA from Baudoinia panamericana UAMH 10762, 1038 nucleotides. RefSeq lists its product as uncharacterized. Gene Ontology annotation, biological process: tricarboxylic acid cycle; malate metabolic process. Gene Ontology annotation, cellular component: cytoplasm; mitochondrion. NCBI's taxonomy places the organism in Eukaryota, Fungi, Ascomycota, Dothideomycetes, Mycosphaerellales, Teratosphaeriaceae. Gene Ontology annotation, molecular function: L-malate dehydrogenase (NAD+) activity. The transcript has 4 exons. Bases 1 to 1038 code for a protein of 345 amino acids. The record is from RefSeq and is a predicted model, not a curated record.